CCUGUAACCUGAAUGCUGGCUGUCGUAUGGCGCUCUCCUCCGUUUUUUCAGCGGACCACUCGCACCUCAUCGAGGUGGACCUGAGAACCAAUAAGCUGGAGGACGUUGGAAUACGUCUGCUGUGCGAUGGGCUCAGGAGUGAACACUGUAAAUUAAUGAGAAUGAGCGUUGAUGGUAAUGUGAUCAGUGUGAAGGAGAGGAGGAACCUGACAUCACAGAAGAAGGAGCUCAACAGCUCAGGACGAUGGCUGGCAAUCAGCAUGUGAGACGAGCACAAGUGGGAUCAGCCUGGCCUGGUCGUGAUGGCGCCCCCUGUUGGCCCACUUCUUCUUAUGCUCAGUUCUGUUUGGACCUUUCGUAUAACACAGGGUUGACCUCCCAUUUCUAAUGGUUCUGCUUCAGUGCCUUGCAGCUUAAUGAUGAGAAGCUGUCUGAAGAAAGCAGCGGCCACAGCUGUACAGUGUCCAGUAAAGAAUUCUGAUUGAGAGCAAUAGCGGACACUACCACACGGGACUGAACAUGCGAGAAAAUGUUGGCAUGGCAUUCAUUUAAGAGCUGCACCAUCUUCCAUUUUUAGGUGUGUUUGCAUAGAAUGUAUGAAGCACCUAUUGCAAUAGCCCAUGUCUGUCUGUCUGAAGGAACUCAGCCCCCCCAACGUGGUCCAAUUUAUAUUUGAGAGGUGGUGCGCUUUUCAUUCAAAGAAAUCUGUUAAGACCAUAAGUUCCAUUUUUGUUGAGAGAUCAUGAACAGAUGGCACUGUACAAAAUUUUAAAAUUUCAAAAAUCUCCAACUGAAAAACAUCGGUGAGUUUGCCAAGUCGUCCAUCUUAAAACUGAGAAACGUUCUGUGUGACUUCACCUAGGAACGAGUUUACGGCAUCAGUUUUACCUGGAGAGCAGUUUCUUGAACUUGUAGAUAUUCUUUGACUCAUCCUCAAGGCAGUCAAACACCGUGCAGAGCGCCCUCUACUGGUGCCUGACUCAGCCAAGUUAACUAAUACGCCGACAAUAAAAAUAAUGGAAAGGGAACGCAAUCAUGUAAACAUAAAUAUGAAGGAACUGCCUGAACAAGAAUUACUAUUGGGAAGAACCUACAUCUACUGUACAUGGCGGUUGAAUGAAUUAAAAACACAGGAAAGGCACAGCUGCCCAAAGUGCUAGAAACACAGGAUGGAGAGUAGUGGCGUCUGGCGCCCACUCCAAGUGUGGCGAGCCCCUGACCUCCUUGCCCAUUAUGCGCAAAGCAUUUCAAGAAACAUCCCCUGGGGACAGAUUUUACACGCAUGUACAACACGGUGUGACAGUCACAAAGGUGGGUAAGAACCCCCCCCCCCCCAAUCCCUGCAAGUCCUACAGAUGCCUCUGGAAAUGGAGCACCAGUUCACAUGCGGGCAUAAGAUCA
This is a messenger RNA of Erpetoichthys calabaricus (reedfish), 1401 nucleotides long. RefSeq names its product NACHT, LRR and PYD domains-containing protein 1-like. NCBI's taxonomy places the organism in Eukaryota, Metazoa, Chordata, Cladistia, Polypteriformes, Polypteridae. The record is from RefSeq and is a predicted model, not a curated record. The transcript has 2 exons. The coding region runs from base 27 to 266 and encodes 79 amino acids.